Molecule: messenger RNA, 919 nt
Organism: Aspergillus pseudonomiae
Lineage: Eukaryota; Fungi; Ascomycota; Eurotiomycetes; Eurotiales; Aspergillaceae
Exons: 2
Coding region: 93-503 (136 amino acids)
Source: RefSeq, a predicted model, not a curated record
UCUGGCUCCCAGGGAAUGUUGUUCCCUUGAGACUGUCACUCAUAGUCAUGAACAUUGCGGUCAUUUGAGCAUUCACUACAACAUUAAACACCAUGAGUAGUGCCGCCCAUGUGGAUCAGCGAGCUGUCAUUCAGGCCUACCGUCACCUUUACCGGCAAGGACUGCGGGUGAUUAAUUAUUCUACGCCAUCGCGCCAUGUACUUCUCCGAACUUUGCGAUCCUCGUUUCGCUCAUCUUCUCGUCAUGAUUUCGAUCCACACAGAAUAGCCAACACUCUACGCUUCCUCCAGCGAGCUGCCGACACCGCGGGCGUGGAACAUAAGAUCGUGAAGAAUUUGAUGAUGGUCAGGUACUGGGAGCAACCCCAAGUAAGAAAGGAUUUGCGAUUAUUGAAAGGGCUAGGGAUUGACCAAAAAGAGUCCAGUCUACGCAGAGAUGCCAAUGAGCAAUUUAAUCUGACAUUAAUGCUUCUGAAUGAGAGCUUAGGGACAUGCCUCAAAUAAUAAGGGAUAAUGUUACUAUUCGUUCUAACCACUGGUUAAAGUCGCACUUGAUUGUGUGAUUCUGGAAAGUCGGAGGAGUUCUGGUCCAACAGAGAUGUAUUGCAUCUACAGUCUGCGUCUUUCGACUUGAAAACACAUUAGUGAUGACCCCUGUUGAAUACAAUAUAUGAUUAUGUACAGUAGAGAAGUGUUAAUACCUACCUUAGUUAUUCCCUUAUUCUUCUGCCUCCCCUUUUUUCCGUCUCUCACUUGGCUUUCCCUAAAUACCAUGAGUACUCCUUACGGCGAUGGGCUAAUUCUGUGGGCUAAACCUGGAAGACGACAUUACUGUAAACUAGAAAUGGCAGCACAUAAUGGUAAGCUUUUAAGUAGUUAUGAAGUAGCCACAAGUAUUAAGGGCUACUACCAAGCCAUAA